AUGGAGCCGCUGGACGUCAACUGGAUGGACGAGCUUCUGCGGGACUUCUCCGGCGACGUCAUCCUGCCGGCGCCGCGGAGCAGCAGCAGCCGCCGCCACCACCACCGAGGGGCCGGAGCCGGCGCGGCACCGCCGUCGCAGGAGGAGCGCCGCCGGCAGAGCCCGCCGGCGUGGAGCGCCCCCAUCGUCCACCCGUCCCUCCUCGACGGCCCCGCCACCGACCCAUCUCCCGUUGAGUACCUCCGCCGGCGGCGAGGAGAGAGCAUUUACUCGGGCAAUUUUAUUCUUCAUUUUGCUGAAAAGAUUUUGGGGGCGCGGGCCAUGGCAGGGGUUCGUGGAGGAGGAGCUGGAGUGGCUGUCGAACAAAGAGGCCUUUCCGAGCCUGGAGACCUUCGACGUCUACGCCUACCGUAAACCCUCUUCGCCGGCGCCGCCGCCGUCGCUGGCGGCGGCGGAGGGCGGCUCCAAGCGGCCCAGUCCGGUCUCCGUCCUGGCGAAGGGGUUCCUGCCGGCAGCCUCGCCGUUCCUCCAGCGGACGCCGCGCCGGGCGAGGAGCCAGGGGCAGCAGCGGCGGCGGCGGGUGCUGCCGGUGUUUCCGUCCUCGCGCUCGUCGCCGGGCGAGGAAAAGCGGCGGUGCUGGCACUGCGGCGCGGGGGAGACGCCGCAGUGGCGGGCGGGGCCGCACGGGCCGAAGACGCUCUGCAACGCCUGCGGGGUGCGCUACAAAUCCGGCCGCCUCGUGCCGGAGUACCGCCCGGCCAGCAGCCCCACCUUCUCCAGCGCCCUCCACUCCAACUCCCACCGGAAAAUCAUGGAGAUGCGCCGGAGGAAGGAGGGCCAAGCCCACUCCGCCGCCGGUGGCGGCGGCGCCGCCCCCACGACGGCUAACAAGAAGAAGAAAAAGAAGAGGAAGAGGAAGGGCCUUCGCCUCCUCUAG
Spirodela intermedia is the source of this 937-nucleotide messenger RNA. The record is from the annotation of a GenBank genome assembly. NCBI's taxonomy places the organism in Eukaryota, Viridiplantae, Streptophyta, Magnoliopsida, Alismatales, Araceae.